AUGGCCUACACUAAGAUCGCUUUACUAGCCGCUUUUUCUGCUUUUGCUUUUGCCCAAACCCAAGAAGAAAUUGACGAAUUGAACGUUAUUUUGAAUGAUGUUAAAUCGAAUUUGCAAGAAUACAUCAGUUUGGCCAGUGAUUCAUCUUCUGGUUUCAGUUUAAGCAGCUUACCAUCUGGUGUUUUGGACAUCGGUAUGGCCAUAGCUUCCGCCACUGAUGACUCCUAUACUACUUUGUACUCUGAAGUCGAUUUUGCUGCUGUAAGCAAGAUGUUAACUAUGGUGCCAUGGUACUCUUCUAGAUUGGAACCGGCAUUAGAAUCUUUAUUGGGAACCUCUGCCACUACCACCUCUUCUGCCGUUGCUACCACCUCUUCUGCCGUUGCUACCACCUCUUCUGCUGCUGCUACCACCUCUUCUGCCGUUGCUACCACCUCUUCUGCCGUUGCUACCACCUCUUCUACUGCUGCUACCACCUCGUCUGCUGCUGCUACCACCUCGUCUGCCGCUGCCACUACUUCUUCUGCUGAUGCCACUACCUCUUCUGCUAAGGUUUCUACUGUUGUUUCUUCAGCUAAGACCUCUGGUUCUGUUUCUGCCAUUUCUCAGAUUACAGACGGUCAAGUCCAGGCUACGAGCACUGUUGCUGAACAAACCGAAAAUGGUGCUGCUAAGGUUGCUGUUGGAAUGGGAGCCGGUAUCAUGGCUGCUGCCGCCAUGUUGUUGUAA
This is a messenger RNA of Saccharomyces kudriavzevii IFO 1802, 729 nucleotides long. It is a transcript of the gene TIR2, whose product is annotated as putative GPI-anchored mannoprotein. Gene Ontology annotation, molecular function: structural constituent of cell wall. The transcript has a single exon. Gene Ontology annotation, biological process: fungal-type cell wall organization. Lineage: Eukaryota; Fungi; Ascomycota; Saccharomycetes; Saccharomycetales; Saccharomycetaceae. The record is from RefSeq and is a predicted model, not a curated record. The coding region runs from base 1 to 729 and encodes 242 amino acids. Gene Ontology annotation, cellular component: fungal-type vacuole; fungal-type cell wall.